This is a messenger RNA of Helicoverpa armigera (cotton bollworm), 2721 nucleotides long. RefSeq lists its product as uncharacterized. The record is from RefSeq and is a predicted model, not a curated record. Gene Ontology annotation, molecular function: DNA binding. The coding region runs from base 212 to 2224 and encodes 670 amino acids. The transcript is spliced from 2 exons. NCBI's taxonomy places the organism in Eukaryota, Metazoa, Arthropoda, Insecta, Lepidoptera, Noctuidae. Gene Ontology annotation, cellular component: nucleus.
UAACAACACCCAUAUUAGGGUAGACUGGGUACGGUUGUGCCAGGGUACGGUAGUGACAGUCGCUGUAUUGUCGAAAAUAUAAGGAUUAGCGGGGGGCGUGCAAGGGGAAAGACGAGCGCCUUGCACGUCUCAACCUGUGUCACAGUGUUGCGUCAUCCGACGCGCAGAGUGUACGUGACCAGGAGCACAUUUUGAUUUUUGAACGCAAAAAAUGCCUAGAAUACGCAAACGAAAGACUACAAGAGCACAGUGCAGCUUGAAUCAGUAUGAAGAUGCUUACAAAGAAACUAAACGCGGGACUUCUUUGCGACAAGCUGCGGAAAUGCAUGAUGUUAAUCGCAUGUCACUAUUAAGGUAUGUUCGAAAACGCGAUAAUGCCAGCACGGGCGAUAAUGAAAACAAUAGCAUUAGCAUGGGGUAUGUUGCUCACAAUAAAGUAUUUUCCGAACAACAAGAGCAGCAGUUGUCAAAAUAUUUACAGCGUUGCGCGGACAUUUAUUUCGGACUUACUGCAAAAGAGGUGCGGAAGUUGGCUUUUGAGCUUGCAACUCAAUAUAACCUAAAGCGACCUGCUACUUGGGCUGAGAAUGAGAUGGCAGGCGAAGAAUGGUUCCGUUCCUUCCUGAAUAGAAAUCCUUCUCUAUCUGUUCGAGUAGCUCAAGCUACAAGCCUUUCAAGGGCAACUAGUUUCAAUAAAACAAAUGUGGAAGCUUUUUACGACAACUUGCAAGUUGUUAUGGAUAGACAUCCUUACGAGCCACAGGAUAUCUACAAUGUCGACGAAACAGGCGUCACUACGGUCCAAAAACCUGAUAAAGUCAUUGCAAGACGUGGUACGCGGCAAGUGGGAGCCGUUACUUCUGCUGAACGGGGCACGUUAGUUACGGUAGCUUUUGCAGUGAACGCCUUGGGAAAUACCAUGCCUCCGUUUUUUAUUUUCCCUCGUGUUCGUUACCACGACCACUUUGUGAGGGACGGACCAGUUGGAUCUGUUGGAGCUGCAAACCCUUCCGGCUGGAUGCAAGAUCUAUCCUUCUUAGAAUUUCUUAAACAUUUUAAGAAAUUUUGUAAUGCUUCACUAACUCACAAAGUGUUACUCGUGCUUGAUAAUCAUUCAUCGCACAUUCACAUUAAUACCUUAGAUUAUUGUAAAGAAAACGGGAUCACUUUACUUUCAUUUCCCCCACAUUGCUCUCACAAGCUUCAGCCUCUCGACCGGUCUGUCUUCGGACCUUUAAAAAAAGCUAUUAACACUGCUUGCGAUGGAUGGAUGCGAAGCCACCCUGGUAAAACGAUGACAAUAUAUGAUAUACCAGGUAUCAUCAAAAUUGCUAUGCCUCUGGCUCUUACACAGGCGAACAUACAGGCUGGUUUUAUGAAAACUGGGAUCUAUCCAUACAACCGUAAUCUGUUCGGAGAUAUUGACUUUGCACCCUCUUUCGUAACCGACAGACCAAACCCUGAUACUGAAGACAAUAUUCCUGCAGUACCGUCACCUGGAAGAACUAGACCAAAUCCUGACACUGAAAAUAAUGCUUCUGCAAUACCAUCUCACACAACAAGCAGAACAGACACUGAAGAUAUUUCUCCUGCAGCACCAUCACCUGUAAUAAGCAGACCAAUCCCUGACAAUCAAGAGGAUGCUCCCAUAGCACCAUUUUUAGUAAAUAUUGCCAACCUUGACUGUAUUCAAGAAGAAAAUUUUGUUACUGAGAAUUUUGGACCUAAUAAUAAAAGUCCACCACUUUCACCUUCUAUAUUAGACAAUACACCAAGCCAAAAUUUUAGCAAUGUUCAACCAUCUACUUCUGCCAUACCAUCAGUUUUUUCUCCUGAAAUUGUUCGGCCCUUUCCAAAAGCUUCCCAAAGAAAAACGCGAGGACCUAGAACCAAGAAGUCUACGAUUUACACGGACACGCCUGAAAAAGAGGCAGUCAGGCAAGAAUAUGAAGCAAAAGAAAAACGACUGAAGGCAAAGGGCAUCAAAAAAAAUCUCAAUGAGCCGAAAGGAAAAGGAAAAGGUAAAGCAACGAAAAGGAAACAAUCACCGUCAAUAUCAGAUGAAGAAGAAUAUUUUUGUUUGGUGUGCCUUGGUCCAUAUUCUGAAAGUAGGCCUGGCGAAAAAUGGAUUAAAUGCCAAGGAAAGUGUAACCUUUGGGCCCAUGUAGACUGUACAGAUGGUAGUCGGUAUUAUAUUUGUCACAACUGUGAUGAGUCGGAUUAGAUUAGUUGUCAAACUUACUUUUAUAAAUUUUCACAUGCUACAUUUCUAAAAAAAUAUUUGAGUUCCUGUUUAAAAGAUUUUAUUAUGUUUUGAGUUUAGUUUCAAAAUAGAAUAGAGAUUAAGUUCUAAUGUGAUUAUGAACAUGAUUAAUAUAUUAUAUUUGUUAAGUCCGCUUUAACUAAUUUUAAGUGCAGACUGUUAUAAAUACUUUAAGGUACUUAAAUAGUGGGUAUAGAUGAAGACUGACUGUACUAAUGAAGACUACUGAUUGUAACCAAAGAUCCUAUAGUGCCUUAUAUGUUGUAAGAAAUUAAAAUGUUCAAAGAUUUUAUUUCUUUUGUUAGGAAAGUAUAAUUUAGUUGAUUAUUAUAUAAAAAUAAAUAAAUAUUUUUUGCAAUUAAAGUGUUUUAUUGGCAUUUUAGAGUAUUUUUAUCUUAUUUUGUGAUCAUAUUACAGUAUUUUCAUCGUGUCACUAUUGACCCCCAGUACUGUCACAA